GCUCGUGGCUGCCUCGGCGUUAGGCUGGUAGCAAAGGGUGCCCCGGGGUUGCCGCGAUUCUCCGCCCCGCCGUCACUGGCUUUCUGCCUCUCGCCGCUCGGCGCGUCCCGCGCCUCUCCUGCCGGCUCCGCGCAGCCCCGGCGGUGCGAGGCAUGAAGCUGAGCAAAGCCCAGUACGAUGAGAUAGCCCAGUUCCUGGGGCACGUGCAGCCCACCCGGCAGAGCCUGAGGAAGCUGAAGGAGAAGUUCCCUAGUCAAUCGCAGUCCACUCUGCUGAGCAUCUUCUCCCAGGAGUACCAGAAACAAAUCAAAAGAACACAUGCCAAGCAUCACACUGCUGAAGCUGUCGAAACUUACUACCAAAGGUACCUGAAUGGGGUGAUGAAAAAUGCAGCUGCCCCAGUAUUACUGGACCUGGCCAAUGAGGUGGACUUUGCCCCAUCAUUGAUGGCUCGUAUUGUGUUGGAAAGAUUUCUACAAGAAAAAGAACAAGCCAUCCCCUCCAAAACUCUUAUAAAUAGUAUGCUACGGGACCCUUCUCAGAUUCCAGAUGGAGUGCUAGCAAAUCAAGUCUAUCAGUGUACUGUGAAUGACUGUUGUUAUGGACCACUGGUGGACUGCAUCAAACACGCUAUUGGGCAUGAGCACGAAGUCUUGCUGCGAGAAAUGCUUUUGGAAAAAAAUCUCUCUUUCAUAGCUGAAGAUCAGCUUCGUGCAAAGGGUUAUGACAAAACACCAGACUUUAUUUUAGAAGUGCCAGUAGCUGUGGAAGGACACAUAAUUCACUGGAUUGAAAGCAAAGCCUCAUUUGGUGAUGAAAGUAGCCACCAAGCCUACUUGCAGGACCAGUUUUGGAGCUACUGGAACAGAUUUGGUCCUGGAUUAGUCAUCUACUGGUACGGAUUUAUUGAAGAGCUGGACUGCCAUCGUGAACGUGGUAUCCUGCUAAAAGACUGCUUCCCUACUGACAUUGUGACUCUGCGACACAGCAUGGCUCAGCGCUGAUGUUGGGAGGAAGAGGUACUGCAGCAAAUUUCUGGCACACUGAAGUCCAAAAGAACAGCGUGCAGGAGCUUUCUGUGUGAGUCAUUUCUGAAGGAGUUUACCAUCCUGGUAUUCAAGAAGGGGAAUUUAAAAAAAAAAAAAAAAAAAAUAGAUAAAACAGUGCUUCAUACUGGAUCAGCUCCACAAGACAAAUAAAGCACACAAAUGGAUAGAAGUUUCCUGUGUACUUGUUUUCUUGUAAGAGCCUUGUUUUUCUCUUGUUAGAACUACCAAGAUCAGAAGUUCAUUGAGGUGGGUGUUAGCCCUUCUUGGAGUUUUGAGUUCAGUCUCUUCUUUUUCCACCCACAUCGCCACUCAGAGGGGCAAGAUUGGGUCUCAGGUGUGUGCUCUCACAUUUUUUAAUGUGACAGCGGCUUAUUGGGCUUGACACACUUCAGUAGUCCUUUCUUUGCUAUUACUUAGGAAAGGACAAAAUAUUGUCAUCCUAUUGAUGAUCUUUUCCAGAAAGAAGGGGUCUCUAAAACAUUACAGCGCAUAUUCAUCACCUUUUUUUAGCUGAAGUGAUACUUUAUGCGCAUGUAUGUUUUCAAAAAUCAUGUACAGUCUUGCCUUGAAUGGAAAGGAUAUUAAAACUCCUAUUCAGGAGUUUUUCAGCUGUAGUUUUCAGAUGCAUACACAGUAUUCUUAUUUUUAAUUUUUAAUUUUCACCUUAACACUUUCUGGUAAGUUUCAGACAGGAGUUUAUCAUUUUGACAAGUCUUUCAUUUUCAAGAAAAAAAUAUCUUUAAUCUUCUAGUACUCUGUCCAUUGUUGCAGAGAUAAACCAGUAUAGCUCCACUAUAGUGAGUUAUUGUUGUACAGAGAUACUUUCUUGGGUUUGAAUGUGUUACAGUGAAGAGACUUAUUUUUAAAAAAUAUUCAAACACCUGUAACUCAUUUGCAUUCAGUUAUUGAAGAUAUCGUGCUGAGCUUAUUUUACCUGACCAGCUGUAAGGAUUUGCCCAUAAAGAUACACAAGAAGCAAUCUCUGAAUGUACCUGCCUGAUGCUACACACAAGCUGCAUUUAGGGUGUUAGUCCCCCUGGGACUUUUUACUAUGGUUUAGGUUAGUGGAAUGUGUAAAAUCAAGAAGAGGAUUAAAAAGAAGAAAUAACUAAACGUUAUCAUAGUAGAAAAUUCAGAAGUAGUGGUUGUCCGAGUGAAACGUGUUUUAAAGGAAGACGGAAUUUGUUUUAGCUACUGCAUAUGCUUUCUGUUGUAUGAAAUAAUUUAAAUCAGCUUUUACAUGAUACACUAAUGCUGCUUUUUCUUUUUGAAUAAAUUAAAUUUAUCUGCACAGAUGUUAAAAAUUCUGCUAACCUUCAUCAAAGCUUUGCUUUAUUUGUUUUUACAUUAAACAAAUUUAUGUGGAGACACAUAGAUAAAUCAGUUUAGGCUUAUAUUUGUUUAUUUAUUCCUCUACCUAAUGCUGUAACAUAACAGGUUGGAAAGCAGUACAGCUGUCUUUAAUCAGAGCUUUGAACUCAUCUUCAUAUAUUGCCCACAUAAAGAAUCUGUAUUAGAAUGAGGAUGAUACUAGCCACAAAAGUCUAUAUACUGGUACUAAUUGCAUGCUAUCAAAAAAGCUUUGCCACUACAAAAAAAUAUGCUGUGUCACUACUUUAAAUGCUGAAAGCAAAACAUUAAAAAAAUUAGGACUGUUUUGUUAUUACUACUUGUACACUGCA
Messenger RNA from Hirundo rustica (Barn swallow), 2731 nucleotides. RefSeq names its product CDAN1 interacting nuclease 1 (gene CDIN1). The transcript is spliced from 12 exons. Gene Ontology annotation, biological process: erythrocyte differentiation. The record is from RefSeq and is a predicted model, not a curated record. Gene Ontology annotation, cellular component: nucleus; cytoplasm. Lineage: Eukaryota; Metazoa; Chordata; Aves; Passeriformes; Hirundinidae. The coding region runs from base 153 to 1004 and encodes 283 amino acids.